AUGUCCGACGCGGCGUCCGACUAUGGCACCGUCGUGCAUCGCUCCGACGUGUCUACUGUGCCGCCCAUGUUUCAGCCUGCGUGGAAGGCGACGCCGGCACGCGACCGCUUCCACGGGAUGGGCGGCGAUAUGUUUUCGCCGCUCAAGCUCCAGCAAAUGUUCCACACACCGAGCCCCUCGAGCCGCGACGAGGACGUGCCGGCGGUGCAGGCACCGUCUGUAGCGGCGCCCCUCGCGCCAGUGCCGUCGCAGCGCGAAUUUACCUUCCGGGCUCGAAACGUGCCGACCUCGACGCCGAUGCCGCCACGCCCCGCGUCGCACGGCCGGCCGCCGCCCAGCACGCCUGGCGGCCCACCCGUUCCGCUGCGGCUCAUCCACAUGAAUGUGGAUGCACGCGUCCGCAGCGGCCUCGAGCAGCUCGCCGAGGAGAAGAGCCGCGAGGCCUCGCGCGACGAGUCGUCGCCGAUGCCCGACCUCGACCUGCGGGAGAACAAGCGCAUGCGCCUCGGCUCGUACGCGCUGAACGAGCGCCGCUUCCCUCUCGCAUACCGUCGCUCGGGAUCAACGCCACGCGCGCCGAGCAGCGGCUCGUUUCCGCGCUCGAUCCUCAAGGGCGGCACGGCGCUGGGCGAGACGCCCCGUGGCCCCGCGUCGCGCUCCAUUAGCUUUGCGGACCAGCUGCCAUCGCGCGUCGCAGAGCUCACGCCCCGCACUGCACGCCUCGACCACGUGCUGGAGGAACUGGAGCACAUGAACCUCACGCAGUCUGUGCGGGCGCGCCCCGCGCCGCCGCCCGACACGGAGCGCUCCGUCGUGACGAAUGCAUCGUUCCGCCUUACCAAGGACAAGCUCGUUGAGCUGCUCACGGACGUGGCGCCGUGGGAGCCCGACUGGGCGACACUGAAGAAGAUCGAUUUGCGCGCCCGCCGGCUCGAGUCGUGCAUCGGCCUCAGCGAGCACCUGCCGCAGGUUGAGGAAGUGUGGAUAGACCACAACCUCGUCGCGUUUGCGAUGGGCCUGCCGCCGUCGGUCCGUGUGCUGACUGCGUCGCACAACCGCCUCUCGGAGCUCGCCUCGUUCGAGCACCUGCAGCGCCUCGAGGUGCUCGACGUGUCGCACAAUGAGCUCACGUCCCUUUUACCCUUCCAGCACCUCCCGCGCCUGCGCGAGCUCCGCGCGGACCACAACCAAAUCCGCGACCUGCACGGCCUCGGGACCUGUGCCGCGCUGCACCGCCUGAGCCUCGCGCACAAUGCGAUCGGUGGCUCCAUGGAGCUCAAGGCGCUGCGGUGGCCCCACAUGGAGCACCUCUGCCUCGCCAACAAUGCGAUUACGCACCUGGGCGGCCUCGAGAGCCUCGCGGCGCUGCGUACGCUGGACGUGGAAGCGAACGACCUCGCAGAGCUGCGUCUCACACGCACGCUGCCACAGCUGCGCGUGCUCCGCCUGAGCGACAAUGCGCGCCUGGACCACCUCGAUGUGGCGUGCAUGCCGCGUCUGCGCACGCUGUAUGCGGACCGCUGCCGCCUGCGUGCCGUGCAAGCGCUCGACGCGGCGCACGAGCUGCGCAGUCUCUCGCUGCGGCAGCAGAGCGGGCGUCUCGCCGUGCCGCUGGCGCUCCCGCCCAGGCUGGAGCGCCUGUUCCUCGCAGGCAAUGCGCUUGGCCCGCUCGCACUCACGACGUCGACGCUGAGCGAGCUCGUGUACCUGGAGCUCGCCGGGUGCCAGCUCACGGCGCUGCCCACGGACCUGCUGUCCCGCACGCCGGCGCUGCGCACGCUCAACAUGGACCACAAUCCGCUGGCGGCCCUGCCGCCCCUUGCGCCAUGGCGCCGGCUCAAGCGCCUGAGCGCCGUGGGAUGCCGCCUUGCGCGCCUCGAGGACGUGGUGCACGCUGUACAUGGCCUGCGCGAGCUGUGCGUGCUGGACGUGCGCGCCAACCCGUGCACACUGGGCCUGUAUGCGCCGCUCGUCCUGCCCAGCGAGGGCGCGGCCAGCGCGCCCGGCGCGUGCGAGUGGGGCCCGCCCGUGCCGCACCCUGCGAUUGUGCAGCCAGACGCGGCAGCCGCGCUCGAGCAGGCCGUCGAGGCGCGGUGGCGGGCAGCACAGGCGCUGGCAGACCGCUCGCAGUUCCACAAGCGCACGAUGCUGCUGCCGCCCGAGCCAGCGGCGCCCGCGCCAGGCGAGGCGCCAGGCGCCGAGGGCGCACGAGCCACGGCGCUCUUCCGUGCGGCCGAUGCGCGUUUCUGCGCGACGCUCCCGCGCGCCACGCUGCACAAGCGGCAGGUGUACCGUGGGCUGUGUGGCAUGGCGUGCGGCGCGCUCACGUGGCUCGACGGCCUCCAAGUCGACGAGCACGAUGUGCGCCGCGCCGAGCGGCAGCUACGACAUGUAGAGUAG
Molecule: messenger RNA, 2400 nt
Organism: Malassezia sympodialis ATCC 42132
Lineage: Eukaryota; Fungi; Basidiomycota; Malasseziomycetes; Malasseziales; Malasseziaceae
Product: leucine-rich repeat domain-containing protein
Biological process (GO): septation initiation signaling; regulation of mitotic cytokinesis
Cellular component (GO): outer plaque of mitotic spindle pole body
Molecular function (GO): signaling adaptor activity; protein binding
Source: RefSeq, a predicted model, not a curated record